Messenger RNA from Dama dama (fallow deer), 7417 nucleotides. RefSeq names its product zinc finger protein 783 (gene ZNF783). NCBI's taxonomy places the organism in Eukaryota, Metazoa, Chordata, Mammalia, Artiodactyla, Cervidae. The record is from RefSeq and is a predicted model, not a curated record. The coding region runs from base 52 to 1797 and encodes 581 amino acids. Gene Ontology annotation, biological process: regulation of DNA-templated transcription. The transcript is spliced from 7 exons.
GCCGCGCCGGCCCCCGGGAGGAGAGCCUCGGAGCGAGGGACGCGGGCAGCCAUGGCCGAAGCGGCGCCCGCCCCGGCUCCAGAGAGGGACAGGCCAACAGGGGAUGAAAGGCCUUCGACUCCUUCUCCAUCACCCCAGCUGGCCACUGAGAAGAACUCCUACCUCUACUCCACGGAGAUCACACUGUGGACCGUGGUGGCCGCCAUCCAGGCCUUGGAAAAGAAGGUGGAUUCCUGCCUGACCCGCCUGCUGACUCUGGAGGGGCGGGCAGGGACGGCCGAGAAGAAGCUGGCCGACUGUGAGAAGACGGCCGUGGAGUUCGGGAACCAGCUGGAGGGCAAGUGGGCCGUGCUGGGGACCCUGCUCCAGGAGUACGGGCUGCUGCAGAGGCGGCUGGAGAACGUGGAGAACCUGCUGAGGAACAGGAACUUCUGGAUCCUGCGGCUGCCCCCGGGCAGCAAGGGCGAGGCCCCCAAGGUGCCUGUGACCUUUGAUGACGUGGCCGUGUAUUUCUCUGAGCUUGAGUGGGGCAAACUGGAUGACUGGCAGAAGGAGCUAUACAAGCACGUGAUGAGGGGCAACUACGAGAUGCUGGUCUCCCUGGAUUAUGCCAUCUCCAAGCCGGACAUCCUCACCCGGAUGGAGAGGGGAGAGGAGCCUUGUCCUGAAGGCCCGUGGGGCCGAGAGGAAGAGAAUGAGAGAGAGGAAGCGCGCCCCUGCAGGCCAGGCGCUGGCCUUCCUCCGUACCCAGAGCAGAUCACCGGCCCUGUCAGCCCUGCCCAGGAGGAGCCAAAAGAAGAUCAGGCCCUGGAGCACCAGCGAGACUGGGAAACAAGGGUGACCCCGCCGGAAACGUGCACUGGGCCCCCAGCUGGCAUCAGCAUUUUGUCUUCAGUUAAACGAGAGGAAGACUCUUCAGAUGGGGAGUCAUCAACCUGCCCUCCCAGGGACAUCCUGCCCAGCUUGGGGCCGGGGGGCGGCGCUGUGGUCAUCAAGACGGAAGCACCAUCCGAGGACGAGAUGACGCUGGACCCGCCCUUCCCCGGGGCGUCCCCGAGCCGGGCCGCGUGUGGAAUCCCCAAAGGGCCCAGGAGCAGGACCGGGGGUUCUGGCCGGCUUCACGGGGGGGGCGUCCCCCGGGCGCGGGCAGGGGACCCCCGGCCCACGGGGGCCGGGGCCCAGCCGCCCCGCGUCCUCCCGCGUCGGCGAGAGCGGGCCUUCCCCUGCCCUGACUGCGGCCAGAGCUUCCGCCUGAAGAUCAACCUGACCAUUCAUCAGCGGAGCCAUGUGGAAGAGGAGCACCGGGAGGCCCGGGGCGGCUCGCCCACCGGCUGGGGGGACGCGCACUCGACAUUGGAGCCAGGGGAGGUGGUGGUGCCCGGCCCAGUCAUCCGCUGGCUCCCCGAGGAGCGCGAGAGCCGGCGGCCUUUCGUGGGGCGGAGGCCAGCGGCCGCCAAGGUGUACCACUGCAGUGAGUGCCUGCGCUUCUUCCAGCAGCGGAAGAGCCUGCUGCUGCACCAGCGCCUGCACACGGGCAACAGCCAGGGCUGGCCCGCCUGCCCCUACUGCGGCAAGGCCUUCCGCCGGCCCUCCGACCUCUUCCGGCACCAGCGCAUCCACACCGGCGAGCGGCCCUACCGGUGUACCCAGUGCGGCCGGGCCUUCAACCGCAACCACCACCUGGCGGUGCACAUGCAGACGCACGCCCGGGGCCAGGUGGGCCCGCCCUGUCCCGGGUCCCCCGCGCUCCUGGGGAGCCCGCCGCGGCCCCGGCCCAGCCACUCGGAGGAGGGCUGACCAGGCAGGCGGACAUCCUGGGCAGGACCUUCUCUUCCCCCGCCCCUGCGGAGCUUUUCCACUCGUGCCUGACGCUGGUUCCUUCUUCUGGGAUGGCUCUGGGGAGACUUUUAUCCCCCUUUUAUUCAAAUGGGAAGCCGUGGCCUUUAUGAUGACAGACUGUAUGGGGUGACCAGAUGCUUCAGUUCCCUAAGUUUGUCACUUUUUGCUGCCUUUUCUACAUUGCUGACUUAUAACGGCUCCAUUAAGGCUUAGGGGAGUCCGCGCUUCGGUGGGGGCCUUUGACCAGUAGCAUGGAUGAACAAGAGAGCCAGGGUGAUAGGCACAUUGAGGGCCUGGGGUUUCUCCGUCAACAAGAGAAACAGCAGAGUGGACAGAAAGCCUGAAGAAUAGGCGCUAGAAAUUUGAAUUUGUUACUAUUAUUUUGAAACUUCUUUUUUUUAAUAGUUUUUCUAAGUGCUUUUGUAAGUAUUAUGUGUGGUUGUAAAGGGGACCAAGAUCUCCUGAGGGACAGGAAUUACCCUGCCGCCUCCUUGUGUGGGAAUGGCAGAGGCACUGUCCAGACCAGUCUGGGGAUGCCGGCUGAUGGUGGUGCCUCAGCUGCUGCCCUGGAAACCAGUUAUCUUCCUAGAAGUGUGUGCUUGGCCCAGAGUGAUUCCCAGUAUUUCCUGUUCUUUCCUCAGUGGGUGUUUGCAUCCAUGAUUAACUCUGGUAAUCAGCUGAGACUGGGGGGGAACUGAAGCCUGGAGUGGAUGACAUUUCCCCCAGGGUCUCAGUAUUCAUGGGUGUGCAUGCAUGCUCCAUGGACCCCAUCUGGGGGUGGGGGGUGGGGGUCAGGUGCACCAUGGGCCCAGGAAGUCCUUCUCCUAGGGGAAGGUCCUACUCAGAGUGAGGCUGGUGAGCCAGAGUGGACUGUGGGAUUGCCAGGCCUGACUUGUCACGUUAAAGGACGGAGUGUCUUCUAGAACUUGGGGCUCAUGGCAGAGUUAGGCCAGGAGUUCUAGGUGAAUCUUUUAGCCUCACGUUCCUUAUCUGUCAAACGUGGUUAUGACCCAAGUGCAUCCUCCUCCACCUUAGAGUGGUCACGGUCAUAAUAGAUUUGGCGGCAAUGGAACCAUAGGAAACCUAUUUUUGACCUUCAUUUCACCUUCAGGGCCCCCUUCAUCUCCAGGUCUUUUUCCAUUCAGAAUCACUCAAGAAGGACCUUUAUUUUCCGGAGCGCGUGGAAGAUCCUUCAGGUGCAGAGUGAGAUGAGACUCCCUUUGGGCCAUAUCCUGCAGGAGCCAUCAGUAUCUCAGUGGAACAAAACUCUUACCAAAGCAAAGAGGUUCAGACGGGCAGUUUGGACAAGAGCAUCGGGCCUCAAGGAGAUGUCCUGAUGGCAGCUAGCUUCUUGUGCCUCUUAAAUCAUACGACUUUGGGUGCUACCUAGAGACCAGCCCUUGGUUUGGCUGAUUUCAAAGCUGCAGUCGGGUCCUCAGCUGUUCUGAUUGUUGUCUUAUCUGUCUGGCACUGUGUGGAUCACCCAGUGUUCAAGCCUGCCUCCAGGUGCCUGGGUCCCUGGCUGUGCCACUUCUGUUGCCCGCCUCUGACUCUCCCUACCUCUCCUAAAGUCCUGAGCAGAGAGGGGGCAGAUGGAAACACUGUUGUCAUUUCUGGGGCAGAGUAUACACGUCAAUGACAGCUCAGCCAGGCCUGCCAUAGAUUCUGUUUGUCUGUUCUUGCAUCCUCCAUCCCUUGCCAGAGGCCCCACAGUCAGGACUGGGCUGUCAGCAAGUGUGCAGACAGGAUGUGGUGCUAGUGUAGCUGAUGAGAGCUUAACCCUCAGCUGCAGAGCUAGUCUCAGGUGUUUCCUUGGGGAUGCCUCAGGGCUCAGAGCUUCUAGGCCUUUUUAAUGCUUAAUGCCCUAUGUAAAUACAGAGACUCAGACCGAAGGAGCAAUCACUAUGCACUGGUGCUCCCCAUUCUUCCAAAGCACUCAGUGUUCCAGGCUCCAGGCUAGGCCCUGCGAGUUUGCAUGGCACUCAAUAGGUGUUCAAAGGACCUUUCUUUACACUAAAAUGAAUAAUGGAGGCUGCGUGACCUGGAAGGACGGAACCUGGUUUGACCCCAGACUCCAGCUCUGGGUCUCAGGUGCCUCGUUCAUAAAGCAGAAGUUGGGGUUCUGGUGUUAAAGGCCCUUAAGAACUAUGACGGUGGCGAAACCUUGGCCGCAUCAUUGCUCAGUAAAUACGCUGGACUCGAUGAGUGCACGUGAUCUGGUUCCUGUUCUCCGGGAGUCAGCGGUGGUGUGGGAAGUCUCCGCCCCUCACUAGAGUGGGCUGUUUCGGAGAACCCCGGGGCAGUUUUAGGGCUCACGCCAGGGGGUGGGGCCUCCGGGCCGGCCAAUGGGGGGUGGGUGCUGGGAUUGCUCGCGGGGGGCGGGGGGAGGGGCGGGGUUUCCUGCUCCGGCCAAUGGGAAGCUGCCUCUGGCGAAGGGGUGGGGCCCUGCUCGCAGGCCUUGGGGCGGCCUUCGACGCGGUCAGUGGAUUCACUUGCUGUCCUUACUGGAGGUUGUUGUGUUCCCGCGUGCCUCCUGCAGCCCGCCAACCGGCGAGCCCAAGGGCCGGCCUGCGUGGGGCGUCCGCAGUGGAGGCGGCAACUCCCUGGCCUGGCCCCACAGUGUUGGGCCAUAGCCAACGUGGCCCAGCUUCCGUGAGGGCGACUCUUGCAGACCAUAUCCUGCCCGCACCCCGCCCUCCUGGAGUUGGAGAGGUUCAGCCUGGUCAGUGUCAGUCGCUCAGUCGUGUCUGACUCUUAACGACCCCCGUGGACUGUAGCCCCCUGGGGUCCUCCGUCCAUGGGAUGCUCUAGGCAAGAAUACUGGAGUGGGUUGCCAUUUUCUUCUGCAGGGAAUCUUCUCGAUGCAUGGAUCGAACCUGGGUCUCUCGCAUUGCAGGUGGAUUGUUUACCAUCUGAGCCAUAGCCUGGGUAGAGGAAGGGGAGGUAAACAGCACUUGAGGCUGAAGGGCGUGCAGGGUGUCUGAGCUCACAGGAUAAAAAUCCCUUCUUUCUCGGCCCCGGUUUGCUUACCUGUAGAUGACCAGGUUUUCGAGGUUCCCGCCAGCCCUGACAUUCUGGGAUCCUGCUCAGGAUCGUAGUGCGGGGCGGAUGACCUGACUCUCCUCACUCCAGAGAUGCUCCAGGCCCCUUCAUGGAUCUCUCUUUUAUCUGUCACCCCUCUGAGGGCUUCCCUGUGGCUUAGGCAGUAAAGAAUCUGCCUGCCAUGCGGGGAAACCCAGGUUUGACCCCCGGGUCUGGGAGAGCCCCUGGAGAAGGAAACGGCAACCCACUCCAGUAUUUUCGCCUAGAGAAUCCCAUGGACAGAGGGCCCUAGGGGCCUACAGUCCAUGGGGUUGUGAAGAGUCCGACAUGACUGAGUGACACUUUCACUUUUCCUCUAACUGACCAUGUCAGGGAGAUCAUGACCCCAUUCACAUCCCCUUCCUAAGCUAAGGUCAGUGAUGUUGUCUGGGGAGGUGAUUUCCACUCCAGUCCAGGCCCUUGGCUUCCUUCUGUCAGCAGUUUUGCCUCUAGCUGUGUGAGGGUCCUGUAAGACUCUUCUAGGUCUCAACUCUGAUUCCUAUCAGGUUGUAUUUGGGUGUCUGCUCACUCUUUUAUGCAAGUCACCAGGGUGUUCCUCCUAUUGCUGCAGGAGGGGGUCUGUGUCAUAGAGGACUUGGGGCUAAUGUCUCAGCCUCUGGUUUUGUUACCAAAUUCGCAAGCCCAUGUGCCAGACAAACAGUGAAACCCAUCAAUACUAAACAUUAGAGUUUGGAACAGAGAUUUAUUACAGAUUUGUACAAGGAGGUAGGUGGCUCCUUGCCCUAAGAACCCCAAAAUUACUGAAAGCUUUCAGUAAGUCCCCUUAAAAGCAAAAGGUGAGGGAAGGGUAUGGUUAGUUGCAGACUUCUUGGUGUCAGAUCCUUUGUUCUUGAGGUCUGGUCAUGGUCAGGUAACGAUGUUCCUAUAAACCUCUACCAGAUGAAUGCUAUUCUCUGUCCUGACAAGAAAGGGUAAAGCCCCAAGGUACAAUUUUCACCCUCCCAGGUCCCAGUCCUGGCUAAGAGAAGGCAGAUCCUAGUUGGCAACUCCUUCAGGGCCAGGUUCCACACCCUGUCCAGCUGUCAUCCCUGAGGGAGCCAGGCAUUCAACCCAACUGGCCCCCAGUCUCCUCAGGUGGCCCAAAGGGGGAGACCAGGUCUCAUAGACUAUGACCAGACAGAUGGUCACUGCUAUUAGGUCACAGAGACGGGUUGGGGAGAGGUUCACCACUGCCUCAAGGCCUGGGAUGAGGCUGAUGGAGGGCCUUAGUAAGGGCUCUGGAGCCCCUCAGGACACAGUCCCCAGUCUGUUCCCUGGGCCCUCCAGCUCACCCGCUGGCCCAACAAGGAUGGGUAAGCUGAAGGGCCUCCCGGAGAAAGUCUGAAUCUCCCUCUUAGCUCACUCUCCACGUGAUGACCACCACACCACUGACCCUUGACUGAAUCACUUCCCUUGUGGUCCCUUGCCGACAGUUACCAGUGGCAAGUAACCAAUAGCUGAGCAGGACAAAUAAUGGUGGCUCAUUGACAGUUGGAGGCUUGUGGGCGGGGCCCACUGAGGCACCAGCAAUGGCUGAGCAAGACCUGUUGCCUAGUAACAGGGUGCAGAGUAAUGAGGCCCAGCAAUGGCUGCCAGCCAAGGGCCGUGCUCAUCCUGCUCUGUUACAGUUUGACUGAGCCCAUCCCUGGCCAGUGUGACAAGGGCUAGCAAGAUGAGACUUUUUGUAACAGAGCGCAGCCCUUAUUGUGUGUGCGCUUAACCUGUGCCCCGUUGCCAGGCAACGGUUAUGGGGGGGCAGGCCCAUUAGUGGUCCUGCUUAGCCAUUGGUGGGGAGUCCUGCUCACCCAUUGCGGCAGUGGGCCCCGCCCACAAGUAACCAACAGCAAAUGAACCGCCGACUGUUAGUGGGCCAUUCAGCCAACUGUUGGUAGAGUGUUGGUGGUCCGGCAAAGAGUGAGGUAAGCAGGUGAGCGGAGGGGCACCCCGGGAACAGGCUGGGGGCUGUGUCCAGCAGGGCUCCAGAGUCUUCACCAAGGCCACUGACAGGCCUUGAGGCAGCGGUGAACCUCACCCCCUUCCCUGCCUCUGCGAUCCAAAGGCAGUGGCAGUCUUUAUAGGAUGCCCCCGCCAUCAGGGUGGCCUGAGGGCCAGCUGGGCCAUGGGAACAGUCUCCCUCAGCGAUGAUGACUGGGCAUGGUCUGGGGACCCGGCCCUGAGGGAGCCAACUGAGAUCAGCCUGUUCAGCCAAGACCCUGGACCUGAGAGAGUAAAAUCUGUGUUUGGGGACCGGGCCCUUCCUUGUCAGAACAGAGGAUAACAUUUGUUAGAGAUUUACAGAAACGUGUUUACCUGAGUGUGACCUGACCUUGGAGGACAAAGGAUCUGACACCAAGACAUUUGUAGCAACUCACCAGGCCCCUCCCUCACCUUUCCUAUAAAAGGGCUUUGCUGAGGGCUUUCAGGGAGUUUGGGCUUUUUAAGGCAUGAGCUACCUGUCUCCUUGUGGAAUCAUCAAUAAACCUUUCUCCGUUCCAAA